Messenger RNA from Diaporthe citri, 942 nucleotides. RefSeq lists its product as uncharacterized. The transcript has a single exon. The record is from RefSeq and is a predicted model, not a curated record. Lineage: Eukaryota; Fungi; Ascomycota; Sordariomycetes; Diaporthales; Diaporthaceae. The coding region runs from base 1 to 942 and encodes 313 amino acids.
AUGUCUAGCACAUUUCACCAUUUGCAAUUACUACCUUUCGAGCUACAGCUCAUGGUGUUCGAAGAGGUCAUUCUCGCAACCCAGAAACCUCGCAUUGUACUCCUGGACGUCGAAGAAGUCCAAAUUGUCGACACGGAUCUUCCCGAAUUGCUCGGCUUGCAGCUCCUCAGCGGCUGGAAGUUUAGGGUAGAAAACCGGGAGGAGCUCCACGCGGAGAACCCGAAAGUGGUGGCCAGCAGCCUACUGGGUGUAUGCAGUGCCAGUAGGCACGUGGCGGCCCGGUCUCUCGGUCGCCCCGACGAAAUAAUCAAACCCCCUCAGAACGAUAACGCGCUGAUGGGGCUUGACCUCUCGCAUACGUCAGAUGUUUUCUGGCUCUCGGAUGACAUGGCACGGUUCAUGGAUAUUUGUGAUGGCGUCCCGAUUGGUGAGGGCCUCCCUGACGAGGACGACAUGGACACCGUCAUGCUCAGCCUCCAGACGUUGGAACAGGUUUUUCACCUGCGAAAUAUUCAGAUCCGGGAGGAUCACGAGAACUUAAUUAGGGUCUCUAUGUAUCAGGGCUCUGUACUGCAUGAUUUGUUUCUCACCUUCCCUGGGGUGCGAAACUUGGUCAUAAUGGUCGACGUCCCUCGGGGCCAUAUUUCCUGGGAUCAGCUCCAAGUUUUCGGGGCCAAUAAUCCUACACCGGUCACAAUGAGCGACGAAGAUGGGCCAGCUAGAUGCCAUUCUGCCCUUGAGAGCUACCUGGCAUUGCAAAGUGACUACAUGAAGAUCGUCGCCCGUGAGCGACAGACCCACGAGGCGGGCUUUCACCCUGACGACCUCGAUGAGAAUAUGUGGUUCCGACAGUGGCCUGAAAUCUCAUUUGCCUGCCUGAGGCGUUCAUUGUCACCCACAUCCAACCUUGGGACUUGUGCGCUGAAGACGAAUAGUUUGUAA